Bombus terrestris (buff-tailed bumblebee) is the source of this 7634-nucleotide messenger RNA. RefSeq names its product protein strawberry notch (gene sno). NCBI's taxonomy places the organism in Eukaryota, Metazoa, Arthropoda, Insecta, Hymenoptera, Apidae. Gene Ontology annotation, biological process: regulation of DNA-templated transcription. The record is from RefSeq and is a predicted model, not a curated record. Gene Ontology annotation, molecular function: histone binding; chromatin DNA binding. Gene Ontology annotation, cellular component: nucleus. Bases 622 to 4629 code for a protein of 1335 amino acids. The transcript has 18 exons.
AAAAUGUUAUUUUUCUAUAAAGUAGAUAUAAAUGUAACUUUUAUGUAGCGUACGGAAACAGUCAAGGAAUAUUGAAAUAUAUAAAAAAAAUAUGUGUAUAGUAAGCCACAGAUAUCGUGUUUUGAAAGAGCGGUGAUUUUUUGAUUAACGCGCUCCUAAAAAUGUUCUCUUAAAUUGUUAUAAUUUGGCAACGCCGCGUGGUUAUAUUCCGCAAGCAGUAGCCAUAGCCAGCGCGUGUGUUUUUGUAUUUGCAUCGCGGUGCACCGUGGGCCGGGCGAAAGCCAAGAUGGCGGCAGCCGUGUUUGGCGAACGCGUUUCAACUGUAUGAUCGGUGUAGACCGCAUAAAUGGCACGAUCUAAGCGCACAGUAAGUUCUAACACUGUGAUUUCCUAGUUCGCACAAUUCACCGGCCAACUGAACGUCGCUGAGUGAUGUCCAUUUAACGAGACACGAAAUUCGAAAUAUUCUUUACGAGGAAAAAAGUGUCUCGUGUACCCUGUCACAAGUCAGCAUCUUCGAUUGCACACGGCGAAGAUAAUUAUUCACAAGGUGUUCGGUCAAGAUAUCCCAGUUAUCUUGACUCUUCGGUAACCGCCAAGAUUAUAAAAGGAUUUUUUGACAUGUCAACUAAAAGGGAUAAGGACGCAAUGAAUGAAGAUAGCAGCAGUGACGAGGAUGAAGAUCCCGAUAACAUGGGUGUACCUGGUGGUGGAAAAGAUCUUGCCACUGCUACUGGGAUUGCGAAUAUUAAAGAUGAAAAACCUGCAGAUGUCCCAUCUAAUGCUAUGGCUAAAGGACAAGGAGGUUUAAAUAUGUUAAAUCAGAAAUUUGGUAAUAAAAUUCCUGGUGGAUUGGUGACUAAGACAGCAGCACCAGGUUAUGAAAUGGUACGUGUAGGAGGAUCACAGGGUACACCGCCUGGUUUUGUUAAUACAAAUCAGUUAGGUCAAUUAGGUCAGUUAGCUGCUGCUGGUGGUCCAUAUUUUCCACCAGGACUAGCAACUCUUGCAGGUUUCAACCCUGCAGCUUUCUUUCCACCAAGCAUGGAUAUGAGCUUAAUGAGUGGUUUUAUGGGUUUGCCUGGAAUGAACAUGGGUGUUAAUCCCCUUGUUCAAUUGUUAAACCAAAAUGGUUUACAUCCAAAUUGGCCAGGUGGGCUGUCAGGCAAAGCUGUGUCUCAGUUAUGGAUGAAUGCUGGAGAUCCUGCAAAAAUGAAUAUGCAACCUACCAUACCAGAAGAAGAGGAGGUGGAUGAUGAAGAUAUGGGUGUUGCAGAAACAUAUGCCGACUAUAUGCCUACUAAACUUAAACUCGGACGAAAGCAUCCAGAUCCUGUUGUGGAAACUGCAUCGUUAUCUAGCGUCGAGCCAACGGACGUCUGGUACAAGCUUUCGAUACCGGAAGAAACGAUGCGAACUGGAGCUUUAUCUGCGCUGCAACUUGAAUCAAUAACGUAUGCAUCUCAGCAACAUGAACAUCUCUUACCAGAUGGUACACGCGCUGGUUUUCUUAUCGGCGAUGGUGCAGGAGUUGGCAAAGGACGAACUAUAGCCGGAAUUAUAUUCGAAAAUUACUUGAAAGGAAGGAAGCGUGCUAUUUGGGUGUCUGUCUCGAACGAUCUCAAAUAUGAUGCAGAGCGCGAUUUAAAUGAUAUUGGCGCAUCAAAAAUUGAGGUUCAUGCAUUAAAUAAAUUCAAGUAUGCAAAGAUCUCGUCAGCGGUAAAUGGUAACGUAAAGAAAGGAGUAAUAUUCAGUACAUAUUCAGCUUUAAUCGGAGAAUCUUCGCAAAGCGGUGGAAAAUACAAAAGUCGUUUGAAACAGCUUUUACAGUGGUGUGGUGAAGAUUUCGAUGGGUUGAUUAUAUUUGAUGAAUGUCAUCGGGCGAAGAAUUUAUGUCCUACAGGAAGUUCAAAACCUACUAAAACUGGUUUGACAGUCUUAGAGUUGCAAAACAAGCUUCCUAAAGCUAGAGUAGUGUAUGCCAGUGCCACAGGCGCUUCCGAGCCCCGUAAUAUGGCCUACAUGGUUCGAUUAGGUAUGUGGGGCGAAGGAACACCAUUCCCCGAAUUUAAUGAUUUUAUCACCGCCGUGGAAAAGCGCGGAGUCGGUGCAAUGGAGAUUGUAGCGAUGGACAUGAAGUUGCGAGGCAUGUACAUCGCCCGACAACUCAGUUUCCAUGGAGUAGCCUUUAAAAUAGAGGAAGUACCGUUAUCCAAAGAGUUUACCGAGGUCUAUGAUCAUUCAGUUCAACUUUGGGUUGAAGCUAUGCAGAGGUUUCAAGAAGCAGCAGAAUUGUUGGAUGCCGAGAAUCGUAUGAAGAAAACUAUGUGGGGACAGUUCUGGUCGUCACAUCAGCGUUUCUUCAAAUAUCUAUGUAUCGCUGCUAAAGUGAAACAUGCUGUGGCAGUUGCACGUGAAGCCGUGAAGUGUGGAAAAUGUGUAGUUAUCGGUCUACAAUCUACCGGUGAGGCACGCACGUUAGAACAAUUGGAACGCGACGAUGGUGAAUUAAGCGAUUUCGUUUCCACUGCAAAAGGAGUACUUCAAACGUUAGUCGAGAAACAUUUUCCAGCAUCAGACCGUAAUCACAUACACCGAGUUCUUGGUAUUGAACCAUCGAAAAUGCAGAGAUUAGACGAUCUCGAUGAUAUUGAUGGAGCUAGCGGUUCUGCGGGUGGAAGUAAAAGAAAACCAAUACGACAAGCAGCUCAACGAGCCUCGAAGAGAGUUCGUACAUUCCCAUCUGAUGACGAUUUUACUGAUGACGAGAGGAAUGGUGGGCAUAGCUCUGGUUCGGAAUAUAAACAGAGUGGCAGCGAGAGCGAAGACGAUCAUAGGACUGACGAAGAAAGUAAUAUCACUUCUGAUUCUUCUUUCAAUUACAGCGAAUCAGACUCUGAUUCAGGCGAUGGAAGGCGAAGGAAGAAAGGCGCUAAGAAACAAAAAAAACCAGUGAAGAAACGAACUGGACCCAUAGCUGCUGGAGCGACGCGCAAUCGUGCACCAUCGAGAGACGCCGUGGAACGUGCUUACACAAUGAAGAAGGAAUUACUAUCACAGGUCGAAGACUUAGGCGAACGACUACCACCAAAUACUUUGGAUCAACUAAUUGACGAGUUUGGUGGGCCGGAAAAUGUGGCCGAAAUGACUGGUAGGAAAGGGCGAGUUGUUCAGACAGAAGAUGGUACCAUUCAGUAUGAAUCCAGAUCUGAAGUGGAUGUUCCAUUGGAAACGCUUAAUCUAACUGAAAAACAAAGGUUUAUGGAUGGCGAGAAAACAGUGGCCAUUAUCUCAGAGGCAGCCAGCAGUGGUAUAUCAUUACAAAGUGAUAGGCGAGCAAGGAAUCAGAUGCGACGAGUACAUAUUACUCUCGAAUUACCAUGGAGCGCAGACAGAGCGAUACAGCAAUUCGGACGAACGCAUCGUUCUAAUCAAGUGAAUGCUCCGGAAUACAUAUUCCUUAUCUCGGAUUUGGCCGGUGAACGGCGAUUUGCAUCCAUCGUAGCGAAGCGUCUGGAAAGUCUUGGAGCUCUUACGCACGGUGACCGAAGAGCUACAGAAACCAGAGAUCUCUCGCAAUUCAAUAUUGAUAACAAAUACGGACGUGCAGCGCUUGAAGCGACAAUGAGAACUAUUAUGAAAUACGAGCCACCGCUUGUACCACCACCACAAGAUUAUCACGGAGAUUUUUUCAAAGAUGUGGCUGAUGCAUUAGUGGGUGUUGGUUUAAUUUGCAAUAGUGAGAGCACACCUGGUGUACUCACGUUGGACAAAGAUUAUAACAACAUGUCAAAAUUCUUAAAUCGUAUUCUCGGUAUGCCGGUUGACCUGCAGAAUCGGCUAUUUAAAUAUUUCACGGACACUCUAAACGCAAUUGUCACGCAAGCAAAAAAAACCGGUCGUUUCGACAUGGGUAUUCUCGAUCUUGGUACAUCUGGAGAAAAUGUAAAAAGGGUUAAGUUAUACCGUUUCUUACGGAAACACGCUACUGGGAAGGCACCAACCGAGCUUCACGUUGUUCACGUUGAACGCGGAAUGAAUUGGGCAGAGGCAAUGGACAAAUGUUCCGAAUUGACAGGAUCCAAAGAGGGCUUCUAUUUAAGCCACCAGAUCCGUAAUGGAAAGCAAACCGCCAUUCUUGCUGUUAUAGUAGAUACCGGAAAGAAAAAAUCUGAGAGUAAAAAAGAUCAGCUGUAUAUGGUUUAUAGACCCAAUACAGGAUUGCAAUUAAGACAAGAAACUCUGGGUGAAUUAGAGAAAAAAUAUAAGAAGGUAUCAUCAGAUGAAGCAGAACCACAUUGGUCACAACAAUAUGAAGCGUCUGUAGAUACAUGUUCACAUGCUUACUGGCGCGGCAAUUGUAAAAACGCGACUCUUGGUAUGGAUUGCGAGGUUGGACUCCGAAGACGUUCCUAUAACGUAUUAUCAGGUUCGGUGUUGAGCGUUUGGAGUCGAGUUGAAAGCAUUCUUGCAACACGUUCUGCUCAUAACUCUAAGAUGCAAGUAGUACGCUUACGAACUGAUGAAGGCUUGAAAAUAGUCGGUACUCUUAUUCCAAAGUCCUGUAUGGAAAUAUUGCGUCAAGAAUUAUCAUCAGAUGCUGAGAAUACCGAAGAACUUACAUUUUGAACAAUUCGUUAAUCCGCUUUUAUAGAACAGGACCAAAAGAAGCGAUUAAUGUGAAUAUAACGUGGACAAAUCCCUCUUCCUAAGUCUUGCGACAAAAUUCAGUAAAGAAGAGGGUGCACCUGCGAAUGCACGACAAAGAUGUGAAUUAAUUAAGUCAUUUAAUAAGGAUAUAUCAGGUAGAUACGAAAGCCUGAUUUGGUAAUGACAAGUGAAACAAACAUGUGGAACGAACAUUUACAACCUGCGAAUUGUAUGAGAUCCAAACUUAUCUUUUCGUUAGGCUUUGACGUCGCUAUGUUAAACGUUUUAAUGAAGUAUGUUUUGCUCGCCCGUUGUAUCUCCUCGAUUAUACAUGAAACAUUACUAAGUAGCUAGAAUAUUUUCUUUCUUUUUUUUGUAAUUUUAGUCAUAAAUUGCGCUCGCGUUUAAUUGGGCGUUAGUGGGAAUGAAUUUUUUUUUUAUUUUUCAUUUAUCUUCUUUUUACAUCGCUGAGUAAAAAAGAAUAUUAAAUCCAUAAUUUUGUAACGCGAUUAUAGUUACAUACGAAGUACAUUCGCCAUUUAUUUUAUAUGUCAAAGAAAAAUAUAAUUGUUUUGUAAAAGGCAUCGCUGCAUAUAGAACAACUUUAGUUUUGUUCUUUUCUCUCUCUCUCUCUUUCGAUCGCAUUACGCUGUAGAAGAAUUUUAAUCAAUACAAUAGUUUUAUGUUGCAUCUACCACAAAGAAUUAUAUCGAAUGUGGGGAGAAGCUAGAAUCUUAUGUGGAAACGUAAAAUUAAACCAUAGCGAUGCAUACGACUUAAGGAACCGUAUUUUACGCUAAUCAUAUCUUGAAGAACAAAUUUAAACAUUCAGUGAGAAUCGAUUAUGUAAAAUCUUAGUGAUAGGUAAAGAUUUACUUACUUGCAUAUAUACUGUGACUGAUUAAUGGAACGGAAGUAAGUAAAACCCGGAAGAAAAGAUAUAAAAUAUUAUUAGUACUAUAUCAGAAAAGAAGUGCAACAAGCAAUCGAUUCUCGUUGGAAUAUACACAGAUGUAUACGCAACUGUUCCAGUUCUUUUCUUUAAUCGUUAAAUUGAUCGGAUAGUUAAUUAAUGACCAUUGCUACUGCUACCAUUAAUAUUAUUACACUACUGCUACUAUUAUUAGUACUAGUAUCCCACUGCUACUAUUACUAUAGGGAAUAGAGGGACGAGGUAAUAAAUGAGAAUUUUUCAAUCUCGUAAAUUUUAUGUUAAAAAUAACAUUUAUUAUUUAUGAAGUAAGUGCCAAGGUAGUGUAAUCCUUGUUCGUUUUUAUAAAAAUUCGUCUUUCGUACUAUAUGUAGCAAAAUAUAGUUUUUUAUUUUUUAUUAUAUUAGACACAGUGAUAUAGCAAUAUCAGCUACAAUAAUAGAUGCAUAAUUUAAAAAGUUGCGUUUGGGAAACAAUGUAUAACCUCGUCUCCCAAUAAUUCUCCAUUUAUAAGUAGUCAACAUUAAAACAAAAGUUAGAUUCAAACGAUACGUACGGCAGUAUAUUUAUAUUCAAAAAUCAUAAAGUAGUCAUGCGAUUCGCAUGUAUAUUGAGUAGAUGUCUGUUGUUUAUUUGUACGCCUGGACGAGUUUUGAUAGCUAAGUAAGAUGGAUCUCACAAUCUAUCAUCUACGACAGAAAACAGUAAUAAAACAAGAAAAAUGGAAGAUCCAAUUAAAAAAAGAAUGGUAAAUAGGGUAUCUUGAAAAAAUCGAUAGAAUUAAUUUUAAGUAGAAUCUCCAUUAGAAAAAUAAAAAAAGCAAAAAAAAAAAGAAAAACUACAAGGAUAUGUGAAUUAGCGUUUACGUGUUUAGACGCUAUGAAGCGAGAAAUUGUCUUGUGAAUAUUUUCUUGUCUUCGUAACUAUUCUUACUACAAAGAAUCGUUUUAAUGUAAUCCAUGAGAAAAAAAUGACAUUACUACGUUUCUACGGAUACACUACAUAUUGCAUUUAUAAACAGGAAUAAAAAAAUGGAAAGAAGAAAAGAAAGAAUAUAAAAAAUACACAUUUAUAUAACGUAGAUAAGAAAAUACUCUUAUUACGUUGUAUCAUUUUCCAUGAUAUUAGUAGGAUACAAGAUAUCUAAUAAAUUAUUUAUUAAUGUACAUUAAAGAGAUAAUUCGUUCGUUGUGUUUAUUUUUCUCAACAUUUAUGUAAUUACUUUUACGUAAGGAAUAUUCAUUUCAUACAAAGCUGCAACAUUCGUAUUGAUAUAUUAUAUAUAUUCGUUCUUUUAUGAACGUGGAGAUUCUUAAUUAAAACUAUCGGAGACGAAACUAUCAGCUAACAAGCAAAAAAAGAAAAAUUGAAAGUGAUUUGUGAUUAUAAUAAAACAUUUUCAAAGUGUAAAUAUAUAUAUUAAAGGAUAUAAAGCAGUUUUAGGUCAUACGUGUACCUUAUAUUCGAUAUUUUUACAAUUCUUGCUUGAGUUCCUAUUACAAACAAGGUGUAAUUUAUAAAUGUGGUAUCUAGUAUACGUGGAAACCAGGCACUGCACUUGCCGAAAGUAACGUGAUUCCUUUCGUAACGUGCUGUGUUUUGUGAACUCGAAUGAGAGAUUCUAAUGAUGCUAUACAUAUAUACAUAUAUAUAUGUACGUGCGUGUGUAUAUAUACAUGUAUAAAUGUUUUCUGUGUAAGUAAAAUUAAUACUUAGUAAAAAAUGAAGAAAAAAUGUAAUGUUAACGAAAAUCGAUCUUUCGAAUGAUAAUGCCGAAACUACACACUUAUUAAUUACAAUAUUUGCAUUAAUGUUAUUUUCCUCCAUUGUUGUAUAAUUUCUUAAGUAGUAAUCAUCGUGCAUCUUUGUCUCUAUUGCUUUGAAACGUAUAUGUUGUACCGCGAGAAAGCAUCCGAGAAUACAUUGAUUCAUAGGCGUAUAAAAUACAAUGGAUUUCCAUAAGAAAGAAAUAUGUAAAUUGUUUCCUCUUGCAAGCACAGACUCAGUACUUGCAUCGAAUUAUACCAAUAGUAAAUAAAAGGUCUUAUAUAAA